CUUUCUUUCUUUCUCUGUGUCAUAUUACCUGAGAAGAAAAACAGAAAAGGAGAAAUGAAGGGGGAUUAGGCCAACUUGUAGUCAUGAAUAGGUUCAUCAAACACUAGUUCUUUAGCCUCAUUGCACCCAUCCUACACACUGAAAAGUCUGAAAUUUGCAAAGACGGGUCUUUUUUUUGCCGAAUUUGACUUUAACUAAGCUUUUUCGGGAUGAGAGAUUUUCUCCUUCUGAUCAGUUCUUUUAUUUCCAUGGGAAGAAAAAUAAAACCCCCAGAAAAAGCUGAACUGUCUAUUUUCUUGAUUCAUCUGCAGAAUUUUCCCAAACAGUACUCGAUUCACCACUAAUGGGUCGUUUCCCAAUGGCAAGGUACCACUACUAGUCUGGUCUCUUUCACUCUUUCUGCCCUUUUCAGAUUUCUGAAUUCCAUUUUUCAUUCUUUCUUACUGCUUUCUUCUGAAUUUUGUACUCUCUCUCCCUCUUUCGCCUCUCUCUCUCUCUCUCCAUGAUGCAAUUCACUGAAACUCCACCACCUCCCUUGCAUCAAAUUACUUCAUUCUCAAAUCUUCCAAUGAACAAUAAUCAAAUUCAUCGAACUCGUCCAUGGCCUGGCUUCCCUACAUCUAAGGCCCUUGGAAGCUUUGGUGAUGCCAAUUGCAUGGAGCAGCUGCUAGUGCACUGCGCAAAUGCAAUCGAGAGCAAUGAUGCCACUCUAGCUCAACAGAUCUUAUGGGUUCUAAACAAUAUUGCUCCACCCGACGGUGACUCUAACCAGCGCCUCACUUGUGGCUUCCUUCGAGCUCUCAUAGCUCGUGCUGCCAACAGUGGAACUUGCAAAAUGUUCACCGCCAUGGCAAAUGCCCACGCCAAUCUUGCUAUCAAUACCCACAAGUUUUCUGUCAUCGAGCUCGCCAGCUUUGUCGACUUAACCCCAUGGCACCGCUUCGGAUUUGCAGCAGCUAAUGCAGCCAUACUUGAAGUUGUUGAAGGAUACUCAGUCAUCCACAUUGUUGACCUAAGCUUGACCCACUGCAUGCAAAUUCCCACUCUGAUCGAUGCUUUAGCUAAUCGCCCAGAGGGACCCCCACUUGUCAAGCUCACAGUAGCCGGUGCCACCGAAGAUGUCCCGCCUAUGCUCGAUCUUUCGUAUGAAGAAUUGGGUUCGAAGUUAGUUAAUUUCGCUAGGUCUAGAAAUGUUAUGUUGGAGUUUAGGGUGAUCCCUUCAACUUCUUCAGAUGGGUUCUCCUCCUUAAUCGACCAACUUCGGGUGCAACAUCUAGUCUAUGCAGAAAGCGGCGAGGCCUUAAUUGUAAACUGUCACAUGAUGCUUCAUUACAUACCAGAAGAGACCCUUUCUGCAAUUCACAGCACAAAUUCCUCAUCUUACUCUGUAGAAUCUUCAUCUCCUUCCUACCACAGAACCAUGUUUCUCAAAGCCCUUCGGACUUUAAACCCAACUAUUGUUAUUCUAGUAGAUGAAGACGCGGAUUUCACAUCAAACAACUUGGUCUGCAGAUUAAGGUCCGCUUUCAAUUAUCUAUGGAUACCUUAUGACACUAUGGACACAUUUCUUCCGCGAGGGAGCAAGCAGAGGCAGUGGUAUGAAGCUGAUAUUUGCUGGAAGGUUGAGAAUGUAAUAGCACACGAGGGUCCCCAGAGGGUUGAGCGGCUGGAGCCGAAGGGCCGGUGGGUGCAGCGGAUGAGAAAUGCCAAUUUCCGGAGCAUUAUGUUUAGUGAAGACACAGUUUCAGAAGUGAAGCACAUGCUUGAUGAGCAUGCAGCUGGGUGGGGAUUAAAGAAGGAAGAAGAAGAUCUUGUUCUCACAUGGAAAGGACACAAUGUUGUAUUUGCUACUGCAUGGGUACCUGCUUAAUUAGUUGAAGCCAUUUAAUUCUCAUCACUAAAUCCCUAUUAAUCUUCUUUUGUUAAUCCCUUAUUCUUCUUCUAUAACUAUCUUCCGGUUCCAGAGUAGAUUAGAUCUCAAUGUGUUGAGGGUUUUAGCUCAUUUCCAAUAUAAACAACCAUUGUUUUUCUUCCUGCAAUUAACAUUUCUCUAGCUCUCA
Molecule: messenger RNA, 2060 nt
Organism: Vitis riparia (riverbank grape)
Lineage: Eukaryota; Viridiplantae; Streptophyta; Magnoliopsida; Vitales; Vitaceae
Product: scarecrow-like protein 32
Exons: 1
Coding region: 503-1870 (455 amino acids)
Biological process (GO): regulation of DNA-templated transcription
Cellular component (GO): nucleus
Molecular function (GO): DNA-binding transcription factor activity; sequence-specific DNA binding
Source: RefSeq, a predicted model, not a curated record